This is a messenger RNA of Myotis lucifugus (little brown bat), 2956 nucleotides long. RefSeq names its product collagen beta(1-O)galactosyltransferase 1 (gene COLGALT1). The transcript is spliced from 11 exons. The record is from RefSeq and is a predicted model, not a curated record. Lineage: Eukaryota; Metazoa; Chordata; Mammalia; Chiroptera; Vespertilionidae. Gene Ontology annotation, molecular function: procollagen galactosyltransferase activity. The coding region runs from base 188 to 1627 and encodes 479 amino acids.
GUCCCCCUCCGCCCGCAGGGUGGCCACAGACCACAACUCAGACAACACAACGGCCGUGCUGCGGGAAUGGCUGGUGGCCGUGAAGAACCUGUACCACUCGGUAGAGUGGCGGCCGGCAGAGGAGCCCCGGUCCUACCAAGACGAGGAGGGCCCCAAGCACUGGUCCGACGCGCGCUACGAGCACGUCAUGAAGCUGCGCCAGGCGGCCCUGAAGUCUGCCCGGGACAUGUGGGCUGAUUACAUCUUGUUUGUGGACGCAGACAACCUGAUCCUGAACCCUGACACGCUGACGCUGCUCAUCGCCGAGAACAAGACGGUGGUGGCGCCCAUGCUGGAUUCCCGGGCUGCGUACUCCAAUUUCUGGUGUGGGAUGACUUCCCAGGGCUACUACAAGCGCACGCCUGCCUACAUCCCCAUUCGCAAGCGGGACCGCCAGGGCUGCUUCGCGGUCCCCAUGGUGCACUCGACCUUCCUGAUCGACCUGCGGAAGGCGGCGUCCAGGAACUUGGCGUUCUACCCUCCACACGAGGACUACACCUGGGCCUUCGAUGACAUCAUCGUUUUCGCGUUCUCCUGCAAGCAGGCAGAGGUCCAGAUGUACGUGUGCAACAAGGAGAUGUAUGGCUUCCUGCCAGUGCCGCUGCGGUCACAUAGUACCCUCCAGGACGAGGCUGAGAGCUUCAUGCAUGUGCAGCUGGAAGUUAUGGUGAAGCACCCCCCAGCAGAGCCCUCCCGGUUUGUCUCGGUGCCUACCAAGAUGCCUGACAAGAUGGGCUUCGACGAGGUCUUCAUGAUCAACCUGAAGCGGCGGCAGGACCGGCGGGAACGCAUGCUCUGGGCGCUCUGGGCGCAGGAGAUCAAGGUCCGGCUGGUGGAGGCUGUGGACGGCAAAGCCAUGAACACCAGCCAGGUGGAGGCACUGGGCAUCCAGAUGCUGCCCGGCUACCAGGACCCCUACCAUGGGCGGCCCCUCACCAAGGGAGAGUUGGGCUGCUUCCUCAGCCACUAUAACAUCUGGAAGGAGGUCGUGGAGAAGGGACUGAAGAAAUCGCUGGUCUUUGAGGAUGACCUGCGCUUCGAGAUCUUCUUCAAGAGGCGCCUGAUGAACCUCAUGCGGGAUGUGGAGAGGGAGGAUCUGGACUGGGACCUCAUCUAUGUGGGCCGGAAGCGGAUGCAGGUGGAGCACCCCGAGAAGGCUGUGCCCCGCGUGAGGAACCUGGUGGAGGCCGACUACUCCUACUGGACACUGGCCUACGUCAUCUCCUUGCAAGGCGCCCGGAAGCUGCUGGCGGCCCAGCCGCUCUCCAAGAUGCUGCCCGUGGACGAGUUCCUGCCAGUCAUGUUCGACAAGCACCCAGUGUCCGAGUAUAAGGCCCACUUCUCCCCUCGCAACCUGCGCGCCUUCUCCGUGGAGCCUCUGCUCGUGUUCCCCACGCACUACACGGGGGACGACGGGUACGUGAGCGACACAGAGACCUCGGUUGUGUGGAACAACGAGCACGUCAAGACCGACUGGGACCGUGCCAAAUCCCAGAAGAUGAGGGAGCAGCAGGCCCUGAGCCGAGAGGCCAAAAACUCGGAUGUGCUUCAGUCCCCGCUGGACAGCGCUGCCCGGGACGAGCUCUGAGGGGCAGUGGCCACAGCAGCCUCCGUGUGCUUGCUGGGGACAGCAGGGCCCCUGCAGACCCUGGCAGGCCUUGGAGGGCUCCCCAUGCAGGGUGGUGGCCAGCCAGCUCUUGCUCAGCAAUCUUGUACACACAGGCAGCAUUAAUGGAGUGCCUACUGUAUGCCAGGCAUAGUGUUUUGCACUGGGAGACUGGGUGGGAACAAGCCAUCAUUCAUCUCCACGUGCCUGACAUUUCUUAAGCAUUGACUAUGUACCAGGUUCGUGGGUGAUGGCCGUGAAUGAGGCAUAAUGAUUUCCUCAGUGAUGAUUCAGUCAUCAAGCAUUUAUUGACAGCCCCCCUCCCCAAGAAUCAGGCACUAGUGAUACACAUUCAUUUUUUAAAGAUUAAUUUAAGUAUUUAUUGAGUGCCUACUGACGGUUGGGCACCAUUUCAGGCUCUGGGAAUAUUGAGAUAAAUAAGACACUUUCAUUUAUUCAAACGCAUAUCAGGUACCUACUAUGUGCCUGGUACUUGAGACACAAAAGUUCUUAUCAACUCCGUGCUGUUAUUGAGUGUCCGCUGUGCGCCAGAAGCUGAGCUGGGUGCUAGGCAUGGAGAUGAACAAGGUGCUUUUCACUCUUUAAUUGGCUUCUUCCCCACUCACCUGAAGAGCACCUACUGUGUGCGCUAGACAUUGGUGAUACAAAACAGUAUAACACUUGUUCAGUCACUACAUUUGAUUUCCCACAUGUGUGCUGGGCCCCAGAGAUGAACAGAAAGAGUCCUUUCAUUUCAUGCAUUAGGCAUUUAUUGAGUGCCUACUGUGUACCAGACCUUGUGGACUCCCAGUGGUGUUAGCGAAGGGUUGAGUUUGAGUCCUUAUUCAUCCCGCAGUCACCUGAGCUAUGUGCAGGUCACCACCCCGGAGGGAGGGUGACUUCUCUCACCGGGGGCUUCUGCUGGCCCCAGUAACCACAUGGCCGCUUGCAGGUUCCUGCGCCAGCCCCCCCGGAGGGGGCGGGGUGAGGAAGGGGGCUGGAUCUCCCUUGCCUGCUCCUGGUCCUGUUUGCUUGGCCUCCCAGGCCUGCGUCUCAGGUGUGUCCGCCUGCUCAGUGGGGUUCCUCUGUCUAAGCCUUUGGGGGGCUCAGGGGCACUGGGGUGCUGUCUGCAGCUUGGGCAGGAUGUUCCCCGGCCCAGGCUGGAGGGCUUGCUGCGCCUGCAGCCGGAAGUGAAUGUCAGAGCCGGCCAGCGGUGCCUUCCGCUCUUUGGGAUGGACACUGCUUGCUGGGUCGGAUCCUGGAUAACUUGCUUAUUUUUUUAUUAAACGGUCCUGGAUGGUUUUCACGUAA